AUGCCAUCGACACACUUAAACCUGCGUGAGGAUGACGUCGUACGUCUUGCUUUGGAGUUUUUGCACAAUCGGGAUCUGCAUAUCACACAGUUAUCAUUGGAAAGAGAAACCGGCGUGAUUAAUGGAAAUUUCGCUGAUGAUGUACUGUUUCUACGCCAAUUAAUACUAGACGGACAGUGGGAUGACGUGUUAGAAUUUAUUCAACCGCUUAGCGCACUGAAAGCUUUUGAAGCUAACAAAUUUAAUUACGCUAUACUUAGACAUAAAUAUAUAGAAUUACUAUGUAUUAGAUCUGAAAUUAAAGCAUACAACAAUGUUGAAAAUAUUGUUGACGAAGUUGUAAAAGUUCUUAGUGAUUUAGAAAAAUUAGCACCUUCUAAAGAAGAAUAUUCCAAUCUAUGCUUACUAUUGACUCUCCCUAGUAUUACUGAUCACGCACAAUUUAAAAAAUGGAACCCCAGUAAUGCAAGAGUUCAAUGCUUUAGGGAAGUUUACCCUCUUGUAGAACAGUUUUUACCCUGUGACAAGAAAUCUUCGUCUACUACAGCGGCUAAAUGCGCUAAAAACGAUCGACUUAUGCAGUUGCUGAUAAAAGGUAUAUUGUAUGAAUCAUGUGUAAAUUAUUGCCAAGCGAAAGCGACUGGUUCCAAAGAAGCGCACUCGAAUGAGGUUAAUUUCUCACGACUUUUAGAUGGUUCUGGAUUUGACGAGUCCGAUUUGAGUUUGCUAUCUUGGCUUCAGUCUAUACCUGCUGAAACCUUUAGCGUGCCAUUUGAGCAGAGAAUGUUGAAUGUUGACGUAGAGAAAUUAGAACGUCCGUCCUUACAUACGUCUUGGACCGAGCAUAUGUUAGUGACACCAAUUAAGCCUAGGACAUUCCCGCAUUUGGCAAUGCCGUUCAGACGUCCACGGUCGGCAGCAGAUGCAAUGACGAGAUCUCUCAGACCUUUGCCCGACGGUGCCCCCCGACACCCUGCAGUCAUGGCCCUUUCCGCCAUUGACUACGGCCCCUCAUCCUCAUACUUCGCAGGGUUCCAUUUGACGGGUAUAAAAGGCAGUAAACUUAUGAACACAUCAGUCGAUAGACUGUUCGAUAAUAAAAAUGGCGACAGUAUUUAUAAUGGAUUGAGUGAGUCGCUGAAACCAAUUGAUGAGCAAUUGAAACCGAUUGGGGAAUAUAAAGCGAGUGAAGCAAGUAGUAUCGGUGCGUCUAAUGCUACGACCCCCGAACACAGGGGUCAGGACUAUUCGGCGUCGACGUCCAUAUCCACAGCUGUUUCCGCAGAACGAUCGAUCGCUGAAAGGAUCCCUCAACAGCCCGAGCAUCAAGGGGAUGGUGACUUUAGGAGAGAAUUACUAAAGGAAUACCAGAUCCAAAAGCAACGCGAGUGUGAUGAUUAUUUGCGUAAUCUAUGCUCUUCAGAAUUGAGGCCGCAGAAACCUAUGGAGCAGCAAAUGAAUGAAGUUCCAUCUGCUUUUCCGUCGGCCGUCAAAUUCACUCCGCCGCCUACCGUAGAACAGAAUCAAAAAACCAUUGACCACUCUCAUUAUUUGAGAAAAAACGACAUCAGCGAGUCCAUUGAAGUACCUGACACCACAAACAAUAUUCCAGAUCGCGCGUUUCUAUUGUACGAUCUUUAUUGUACUAUAACACACAAUGACAAU
Messenger RNA from Brenthis ino (lesser marbled fritillary), 1665 nucleotides. Lineage: Eukaryota; Metazoa; Arthropoda; Insecta; Lepidoptera; Nymphalidae. The record is from the annotation of a GenBank genome assembly.